AUGACCGCUUUUAAUACCUUGAUGAACCAUUCAAGCAAGGACCCAGGAACUUCUUCCCUGAAGGCAAGGAAGCCCAAGACCGUCAACAGCAGCGUCAAGCCGGAUCUGAUAAUCAGAAUUGGUAUUAAUAACGGUACUGAAUUUAGAAAUAUCCCGCUCACUACAUCCCAGUUUCUAGACGCAUAUUCAAAAGGUAAGUGGAACUUGUCCAAUGUGCCCUGUCCACCUUGUAUGGAGCCGGUUGGAUUUUUGAAGGCUCCCGAAUGCUAUAGAGAAUCACUCCGCAGAGAGCCAGUUCUCAAGUAUUCCAAACUUGACCAUUGGAAUGACAAGAGCAUAUUCAAGAAAAUUAUUGUUAGACUUAGAAAGACUUUCAAUGUUAGUGGCGUUUCCAUUUCAAUUAUAGACAACACAAAAACUAUGAUCAAAAUCGAAACGCUGUUGAAUGUGAGCGAGAUUCCCAGAGGCGUCUCUAUAGAUUGUCAUGCUAUUCUAUCACAGGGAUACUUUCUUAUUUUGGAUACUACAAAGGAUUGGAGAACAUCCCAGAAUCCGUUUGUUACUGGACUACCAUUUAUUAAGUUCUACUGCGGUGUGCCAUUGUUAACCCAGACAGGCGAAGCCAUUGGCGUAUUAGCUAUUUUUGAUUCGUUCGCGAAGCCAACGUUUUCAGAAGAGAAUUGUCAUAAGCUUCAGGACAUCAGCAAAGAGGUCGUGGAGAUGUUGGAUACACCAAGCGAAACCUUCACAAAAGCAAAGAAGUCAAAUGAGAGCAACCUUCAAUUGGACAAUGAAUUAAAUGAGUUGAACCAACGGCUUGGAAGAGCUACCAGCACGAAGUCCUUACUCAAGACUGUUUUUGAAAAAGAUGGUUCAGGUGGUCCGUACUCCCAAAACCACAAUUUUAGAUUUAACAGGAUACUAAAAGGCGAAGAUAAUAAAAUGCAACACAAGAUAAUCUGGGAUAAGCUAUUCCGUAUUGGUUCGUUGAAAAAUGCGGCAUCAUCUUUGGCUAACAGUAUCUCAAUUAUCUAUAAAAUUGAAUUGGUCUAUUUCAUUGAAAUAAGAAUUGCUGAACCGUACCAGACAGCACCAGAAUACUUCCCUGCUAAUGAGGUGAAAAUCGAAGCUGAAAAUUACCGUCAUGCCAAUAAAUUGAUCAAAAAAGAAAACCAGGAAAGUGAGUACAUGAGUAGAAUCAUUGGAGGUAACUCUAGUGCAACUUUUUGCCUCGACAAUUCGAUUUUGUACAAAGCCUUCACAUCAGAAUUCGGAGUUGAGUACAUCAACAAGGUGACAAAAUACAAGUACAAUAAGGGAAUCAUAAUGCCGUUCUACAGAAACAACUCCAAGCUUGUUCGCAAAUCACAAGCAUCUGACAAAAAGCCCCGAAGUUGUAUCUGA
This is a messenger RNA of Scheffersomyces stipitis CBS 6054, 1404 nucleotides long. RefSeq lists its product as uncharacterized. The record is from RefSeq and is a predicted model, not a curated record. NCBI's taxonomy places the organism in Eukaryota, Fungi, Ascomycota, Pichiomycetes, Serinales, Debaryomycetaceae. The coding region runs from base 1 to 1404 and encodes 467 amino acids. Gene Ontology annotation, molecular function: protein binding. The transcript has 4 exons.